This is a messenger RNA of Hippopotamus amphibius kiboko, 4503 nucleotides long. RefSeq names its product phospholipid scramblase 3 (gene PLSCR3). The transcript has 9 exons. Lineage: Eukaryota; Metazoa; Chordata; Mammalia; Artiodactyla; Hippopotamidae. Bases 3546 to 4475 code for a protein of 309 amino acids. Gene Ontology annotation, cellular component: plasma membrane. Gene Ontology annotation, molecular function: phospholipid scramblase activity. Gene Ontology annotation, biological process: plasma membrane phospholipid scrambling. The record is from RefSeq and is a predicted model, not a curated record.
CAAUCAGGACAGCAGGGAUGGCAACCGGGAGACCAGCCAGGAGGCCACUGAAGAGGUUCAGCCGCAAGGCCUCUGGGAUCUUAGCUCCCUGACCAGGGAAACGAACCUGCACCCCCUGCGUUGGAAGGCGAAGUCUUAACCACUGAACUGCCAGGGAAGUCCCUAAAAUUUAUAUUUUUGUGUAUAUUUUAUAAACAUGUGGUUAUCUGUAUAGUAUACUGGGGGUGCAUAAUUAAUUUUUCUGAAGGUGUGCGUUCAAAAAUGUGCAGACCAUUUAGCUGAGAUGAUUUCUAGGUAAUUUCAUUUGGCCCCAGAGCUUUAAUUACAGUCUGCACACUUUUAAAUCUAGGAUUUAUCUCCCACCCUAGUCCCUGAUAAACUCCAGACCCCUGUAGCAGCUGCAGUGAGCACAGUGUUCAGUGGAGACCUGUAGGAGUUAGGUGAUGAGGAGGGAGAGGGGCGUGUUCCAGACCGAGGCAAGAGACAGCCCAGUGCCUUCGAGACCAGAAAGAAUUCCUGGUGGCUAGCUUGAAGAUCACAAGAGGGUCAGUAGUGAAAAAUGAAGGCAGAUGGGGCCAAAUGGUGGAGUGCCUUGUGCUGAGAGGUUGGACUCUUCUGAGGGCAAUGGGGAGCCACUGAAGCAUUUAUAUCCAGGGAGGAGGCAUAAUUUGAGGUGUAUUAGCAGAGGAUCACAGUAGAGGAUCACAACUUCUCUUUAUUUUAAAGAUGAGGGGAAUUCUCUGGCAGUCCAGUGGUUAGGGCUCUGUGCCUGUUCACUGCUGUAAGCCCGGGGUUCUAACCCUGGUUGAGGAACUAAGAUCCCACAAGCCUCAUGGUGUGGUCAAAAAAACAGAAUAAACAGGAGUAAAAUAAGGCCUCAGAGGGGAGCUCCAGAGCCGCCCAGAGUGCCAGUGGCAGAACCAACACUGGAUGCCCAGUCUCCUAGCUCCCAGUCCAGUGCCCUCGCUGCAUUUCCAUCCACCCUUCAUCUCAGGCAGCAUCUGGAGCGCAGGGACCCUCCAGGUGGAGGAGGCCCCGACAUUUGGCACAGCCACCAUCCAGGUAGUGUAUCCCUAAUACCUUUGCAUUGAUCUUCCCAGUGGGUUGGACUCUUGGGGAACCAAGAUAAAUAAGGCCCACGUGGUAACUGGUCUCUAUUAUCACUGCACAUUGUGUCCAGUCAUCUCAACAGUCCUGCAAGUCAGUGGAAAGUGAAGCUAAGAGAGGCAAAGCAACUUGUUCUAUAUCAUACAGCCCGGACCUGGGGAAGCUGUGAUUCAAACUCUCUUCUCUCCAAUUCCCACAGCUAAGUUUUUUCCUUCUUGUACAUAUCAAGUCACUCAGAUCUCAGCAGUGAAGACAGACCCUUUAAAAAAUAGUUUGAUACAAUGUUCAGUGUUACAGGUUGAUAUGGAGGUGGGCUUGUUUUGCCUUUGGGGACUGGUAAGACUUUGGUUCAUUUGCUGAGCUUUCAGCAUGCAUAGUUCACCAGAAGAGACAAGAUUUUACUGGUAACAAGUCAAGAGGAAAACUGGAGAGGUGGAGCUCAGGAUGGAGUGAGCCGGCAGGAAAUGACCAAGCAGUAAGAGUGCAGGGUCUCCUGGGCCAAGCCUGAGUCACCUUUGACUUCCCUUUUCCUCACAUCCUAUAUCCAAGCCAUCAUCAAGUCCUGUUGGCUCAAAUACAUAACUGUAAACUGACCUUUUCUCACCACCUCCAUUGCUACCACUCUGGCAGCUGGUUCACACUACCUUCAAAUCUCAUCUAGCUUUUUGCAAGAACUUCCCUCUGCCCUUGCCUACCUACAGCCUACUCUGGACAAAGCAGCCUGAGAGAGGGAGAGAGAGAGAAAUUCUUCCAAUACAGUCAUCCUCAGCCUCAGCUACGAUUUAAAAUCUGCUGGGGACGUCUCAAAAAGUUCCUGUGUCUGCACCUCACCCCAGAUAUUCUAACAUAAUUGAUAUGAAUCAGGACCCAGCCAGAGGUAUUUUUAAAGCACUCUAGAUGAUUCGAACUUGCGGCCAGGGUUGAGGACCACUGUUUCAGUAUGUAAAUCUCAUCUCUUCUCUAGCCAAACCUUCCAACACUCUCCAUUUCACUCAGAGUAGAUGCCAGUGGUCUACAGGGCCGAUGUGAUCUGGCCUCCUGUGACCUCUCUUUCCUCCCUCUCGUUCAUUCCAUUCCAGCCACACUGGCCUUUUGAUUCACUGAACAAACAAGGCACACUUCUACCUCAGGGCCUUUGCCCUCGUUCCCUCUGCCUGAAAAACUCUUCACCUAGAUGUCUGCAUGGCUUAAUCCUCAACCUCCUUUAGGUCUUUGCUCAGCCAUCACCUUCUAGUCCGUCCUCUUUAAAAUUGCAACUCCUGCCCACCAUUCGCCAUCCUUCUUAUUCUGCUCUAUUUUUCUUUAUAGCACUUGUCACCUCUGACUUCCGAAAUAUUUUACCUACAUUGUCUGUCUCUUCCCCACUAAAAUGUAAACCCAGGAGACUGGGAAAUUUUGUUAAUUUUUAAAAAACUGCUAAAUACUUCUAUUACCUAUCUGACAUAUAGCAGGUGCUCAUUGAAUCUCUGUUGGAUAACUGAACUUCUGUAUGUCUGUAUGUUUUGGUAGAGGCUGGCACAUGGUUUGGGCCAGGUAGAAUCUGAGGCACUAAGGGACACCAGGGGAGAGGUCCAGCAUUUGGGUUUGAAGCAGAUGAUGACUGAAGCUGUAGGACCACCCUAGAGGAACAUGGACAUAGGAACAAAGGAACCGCCAAACCUACUUCUCCCCAUGUUCAUCUGGAUGGGUGAGACCUCCAUUUGCCUGGUUACCAGAUGGGCACCUGAGGUCACCCUGGAUUCCUUACCUCCACAUCUCACCUCCCAAACAAGUUCUAUAUUAUUGUCUAAAUAUCUCCAAAAUCUGCUACUUCUGUUUGUCUGCAGUGUGACAGCCAUCCUCUCCCCCCAGACUACCACCAACCCAGCCUGGGUGCCUCCGUUGGUCUCCACCAUGCAGUUUACAUGGUUUUCCUAAAACAUUCGACCUUCUCCCUCCGUCUGAAAAUCUUUCAGUGGGCUCCCUGCUGCCUUGGGGGCCAAAGCGCAGCUCCCACAAGGCCCUCUGUGCACAUGGGCCGGACUGUCUCUAAAUUCAUCUCUUGCCGCUCAGCCUAUAGGCCCCCAAGGCACAGGACUUCCUCAGACCUGCGGGCCUGGGCUCAGGACUGAAACAAAGCUAAGGAAGCCACUCUUGUUGGGAGAAGACUUCCCUGCGGACCGCGCCGCCUCCUCUGGCCCCGCUGAGCCUCACCUCACGCGCCCUCGUUACUGACACUGUCUGGCGGCUUGUCCCCCGCGUGGCUGGGGGCGCCUGAAGGAAGUACGACGCGCCGCCCUAGAGACCCGGGGCCGGCGCUGGGCGCAGCUGCCUCUCCGCGUUUGCCUGUCCGUCUUUGUGUCUGUCUUUGUGUCUGUCUGGCUGUCUCCGAGCUUGCCUCCACUUCUAGAACUAAGCCUCCGGGACACCGACAUCCCGCGAACCCUCGCCCCUCUCCCAUGGCAGGCUACUUGCCCCCCAAAGGCUAUGCCCCUUCGCCCCCACCUCCCUACCCUGUGACUGCUGGGUACCCGGAGCCUGCACUGCAUCCUGGGCCCGGGCCGGCGCAGGCACCAGUGCCUGCCCACGUGCCUGCCCCUGCGCCCGGCUUUGCUCUCUUCCCCUCACCCGGCCCUGGGGCCCCGGGACCAGCUGCCCCCUUCUUGCCACUGCCUGGGGUGCCUUUUGGCCUCGAAUUCCUGGUGCAGAUUGAUCAGAUCUUGAUUCACCAGAAGGCUGAGCGGGUGGAAACACUCCUGGGCUGGGAGACCUGUAACCGCUACGAACUGCGCUCGGGCGCGGGACAGCCCCUGGGUCAGGCGGCAGAGGAGAGCAACUGCUGUGCCCGUCUAUGCUGCGGUGCCCGCCGGCCCCUGCGUGUCCGCCUGGUAGACCCCGGGGACAGAGAGGUGCUGCGCCUGCUCCGCCCUCUCCGCUGUGGCUGCAGCUGCUUUCCGUGUGGCCUCCAGGAGAUGGAAGUACAGGCUCCACCUGGCACCACCAUUGGCCACGUUCUACAGACCUGGCAUCCCUUCAUCCCCAAGUUCUCCAUCCAGGACGCUGACCGCCAGACCGUCCUGCGAGUGGUGGGGCCCUGCUGGACCUGUGGCUGUGGCACAGAUACCAACUUUGAGGUGAAGACUCCAGAUGAAUCCCGCAGCGUGGGCCGCAUCAGCAAGCAGUGGGGGGGCCUGCUCCGGGAAGCCCUCACCGACGCCGAUGACUUCGGCCUGCAGUUCCCGCUGGACCUGGAUGUGAGGGUGAAGGCUGUGCUGCUGGGAGCCACGUUCCUCAUGGAGAGGGUCAGGGACAGACUCUAUGGGGGUGUGCGGUUCCAGAGCUGGUUUGUGACCGCUGAGCCAGGCUGGCCCAGCCAGGUCUCCUGCUGACCGAGCCCUCCCCUCAGGACUACAUGUU